GUCGGUCCCAAGCUGUCACCAAUACUCGUGAAACCCGAAAUCGAUCAGCCAUUGGGCUAUGACGAUCUAGCUAGUGAAUCUUCGCUGCAUAGAUCCUUGCAGUAGCCACCAACAUCAACAUCACGAUCGAUAACAUAGGCACACCCAGUAGCCGCCAUGGCGGACGAAAAGAACCAUAGCGUGGACGUCACGCAGGCGGCGACCGACCUCGAAAACUUCCAGCGUGAUCAUCAUUGGGACCCCAAUCUGCCCCAGGACAAGGCCGACAUGGUGAAGAAGGCGCUCCAAGACGGCGAUUCUGAGGAAAUCAUUGCCGCCGAUGCCAUCUUGACGGAGGAUUCGCCCUACGAGGAAGUACGUGCCGCUGUACGCAAUACAGAUGGGGGUGAAGUCGCAAACACGGUUCGAGCGUGGAUUCUGGGCAUGAUUUUCGUGACAAUUGGAAGCGGUCUCAACAUGUUUCUAAGUAUGAGGAGUCCCGCUAUCAACUUCCCAUCCAUCAUCGUCCAAUUGCUGGUCUACCCAAUUGGAUGUCUCUGGGCUAGGGUCAUGCCAAUGAAGGUCUUCAACACCUUUGGCGUUCAAUGGACGUUCAACACCGGCCCCUUUACGAUCAAGGAGCACGUUGUCAUCACCCUAAUGUCCAACGUCUCCAUCGGCUACGCCUACAGCACCGACGCCCUCCUCGCGCUACAGGGCAAGCCCUUUUACGACAUCAACCUCGGAUGGGGCUUCCAGUUGCUCUUCACGCUGAGCUCCCAGCUCAUCGGCAUCGGCCUCGCGGGCCUCUGCCGUCGUUUCCUCGUCUGGCCGGCCGCCAUGAUCUGGCCCAACCAGUUCGCCAACACGUCCCUCUUCUACGCCCUCCACGACAAGAGCAAGAGCGACGGCACGCACAGCAACGGCUGGAUCAUCAGUCGAUACCGGUACUUCUUCUACGUCCUGGCGGCCAUGUUCUGCUACUACUGGAUUCCGGGUGUUCUCUGGCAAGGCUUAUCGGUGUUUGCCUUUGUCACCUGGAUCAAGCCGAACAAUAUCGUCGUCAACCAGCUCUUUGGAGGCUUCACCGGCCUCUCCCUGAUUCCCAUCACCUUUGACUGGACCUAUGUAUCCGCCUACCUCGGCGAUCCCCUUCUCUCACCUACGCACACCCACGUCAAUGUCUUGAUCGGCCUCUUCACGUUCGUCAUCAUCCCUACCAUCGGCAUCGCCUACUCGGGCGCCCUCUUCGCAGACUACCUCCCCAUCAACACCUCGCAGACCUACGAUAAUACUCAGAGCUCCUACAACGUCAGCAAGAUUCUCGGACCCGGGUACACCUUUUCAGAAGAGAAGUACAAGCAGUACUCGCCCCUCUUCCUCCCGCCCACCUUUGCCCUCAACUACGGUCUCUCCUUCGCCGCCCUCACCGCCGCCAUCGUCCACUGCGGCUUCUUCCAUGGCAAAGAGAUCUGGUACCGCCUCAAGGCCGCGCGGAACCAGGAAGCCGACAUCCAUCUCAAGCUCGCAAAGAAGUACGUCGACGCGCCCGAGUGGUGGUACGCCGUCCUCCUGCUCUUCGCCAUCGGCCUCGGACUCGCGACGGCCGAGGGCUACGACUCCCAGCUGCCGUGGUGGGCAUUCUUCGUCGCCAACUUCCUGGCCAUGAUAUUUGUGAUUCCCACGUGCACGAUCCUCGCCAUUUCGAACCUCGGACUCGCGCUCAACGUGCUGUCUCCGUUCUUGGCGGGCUUCAUGAUCCCCGGGAAGCCGAUUGGUGUCAUGAUCUUCAAGGUGUACAGCACGAUCACCCUCGGCCAGGCGCAGACGUACUCUGGCGACCUCAAGAUGGCGCAUUACAUGAAGAUUCCGCCUCGUGUGACGUUUUGGUGUCAGGUUGUGGCUACCAUCUGGGCCGUCUUUGUACAGAUUGCCGUGAUGAACUGGACGCUCGGCAACAUUGAAAACUGUUGUGCACUCACCCAACACGCACACUUCACCUGCCCCAACGGCAGAGCCUUCUUCUCAUCCUCCAUCGUCUGGGGUGUCAUCGGUCCCCGCCGCAUGUUCGGCGCCGGCUCCAUCUACCACAACUUCAACUACUUCUGGCUCAUCGGCGCCUGCCUGCCCAUCGUCUUCUACGUGUUGGCCAAAGUUCUAAACCUCAAGUUCGCAAAGGUCCUCCACGCGCCCGUCAUGCUCGGCGCCAUGGGCUGGCUUCCGCCAGCGACGCCCCUCAGCUUCUCCAGCUGGGCGAUUGUCGGGCUCAUCUUCAACCACGGCGUGCGCAAGAGGUUUCACGGAUGGUGGAAGACGUACAACUACAUCACCGCUGCUGCGCUGGACGCUGGCCUCAUCAUCAGCACCAUUGUCAUCUUCUUCGCCAUCACGUUGCCCAACGUCACGAUCCCGCAAUGGUGGGGAAACGUCGACGUAUAUAAUACCUUGGACUCCACGUAUGGCGCCAUUCUGAAGACGGUGGGGGAGAAUGAGACCUUUGGUCCGACCAGUUGGUGA
Colletotrichum scovillei is the source of this 2496-nucleotide messenger RNA. Its product is annotated as OPT family small oligopeptide transporter. The transcript has 4 exons. Gene Ontology annotation, molecular function: oligopeptide transmembrane transporter activity. Lineage: Eukaryota; Fungi; Ascomycota; Sordariomycetes; Glomerellales; Glomerellaceae. The record is from RefSeq and is a predicted model, not a curated record. Gene Ontology annotation, biological process: transmembrane transport. The coding region runs from base 157 to 2496 and encodes 779 amino acids.